Messenger RNA from Rotaria socialis, 1191 nucleotides. The record is from the annotation of a GenBank genome assembly. Lineage: Eukaryota; Metazoa; Rotifera; Eurotatoria; Philodinida; Philodinidae.
AUGUAUUGGAUUCAGUGUACUGAAAAUGGACCUCGUCGCGUGAAUCAUGCUGCAGGUGCAUUAGAUGAUUUUAUUUAUUCUUUUGGUGGUUAUUCCAAUACAGAAGAUUAUACACGUGUUACAGCAAUUGAUAUAAAUGUGCUUAAUAUUCAUACAUUGAAAUGGUAUUUAUUACCGAAACCUAAAAUUAUUGAUCCACAAUAUAAUUUAACACCUUUCUCACGAUAUGGACAUACAAUUGCUGUUUAUAAACGAAAAUUUUAUUUGUGGGGUGGACGCAAUGAUCAUCCUGUGGCGUGUAAUCGUUUAUUUUGUUUUGAUCCUGGAUCUCGUCAAUGGUCGAUUGUAUCGGUUGUUGGUGAUUUUGUUCCAAGUCCUCGUGAUGGCCAUACUGCUUGCUGUAUUAAUGAUCGAAUGUAUAUUUUUGGUGGAUUUGAGGAUGAUACUCAACAAUUUUCUAAUGAUCUUUUUUAUUUUGAUUUCAUUAAAUCAUCUUGGCAUUCAAAUCAAACAAAGAUCGGUGAUGUUGUUCCUCAAUGCCGUGAUUUUCAUUCAGCAACAGAAUUAGAUGGUCAAAUGUAUGUUUUCGGUGGACGAUUUGAUCGUAUUGGACCUCAACAAACAACACAAAAUAUUUAUGAUGAUCGUCUCUAUGUUUUUAAUCCCGACGAUGCUUCAUGGUCAUUGAUUACAGCAAAUGGAGAAAUACCAUGUGGAAGAAGAUCACAUUCAGCUUUUGUUCAUCAUGGAAAAUUGUAUAUAUUUGGUGGUUAUAAUAAUGUAAUGGGUUUACAUUUUAAUGAUUUAUAUGAAUUUAAUCCACAAACAUUAUUAUGGCGUCGUAUAAAACCUCAUGGUAUUUCAAAUCCUGUCCCUCGUCGACGACAAUGUUGUCUUGUGAUUGAUGAUCGAAUGUAUAUGUUCGGUGGAACAAGUCCAAUAUCAACAUCAACGUUUGCAAAUCAUUCACAUGAAAUACAAGAUGCCGAUGCUCGUAGAACAAUACUUUAUGAUCAAAGUGAUCUCUAUGUAUUGGAUUUUGCUCCAACAUUAAGAACAUUAUGUUUAUUUUUACUUGCACAACGAAAAAUCAAUAUUAAUAUUCUUCCGAAAAAAUUUCAUCAAGAAUAUCAACUAUUUACACAAUCAAAUUUAAUUCGACAGCGUUCAACAGGAGAAACUAGUGGAUAA